Molecule: messenger RNA, 2760 nt
Organism: Nerophis ophidion (straightnose pipefish)
Lineage: Eukaryota; Metazoa; Chordata; Actinopteri; Syngnathiformes; Syngnathidae
Gene: npy8br
Product: neuropeptide Y receptor Y8b
Exons: 3
Coding region: 436-1566 (376 amino acids)
Biological process (GO): G protein-coupled receptor signaling pathway
Cellular component (GO): plasma membrane; neuron projection
Molecular function (GO): neuropeptide Y receptor activity; neuropeptide binding
Source: RefSeq, a predicted model, not a curated record
UGCGUGUGUGUGCGUGUGCGUGUGUUCGUGCAUUUGUGUCUGCGUGUGCGUGUGUGUGUGUGUGUGUGUGUGUGUGUGUGUGUGUGUGUGGGCGCGCUGGUGCCACGGAGGAAUUGAUGACGUAAGUGUUCCCAAUCACAUCGUCUGUGACUGCGAGGAAGGAGCUCGCUCGCUUUAAGGAAGAUUUUAAGAAGAUUUUAAGAAGAUUUAAGGAAGAUUUAAGGAAGAUUUAAGGAAGAUUUAAGGAAGAUUUAAGGAAGAUUCUUGUCUCCAACUCCUGCUGCUCCAAGUCUGGGAGGAGGGCGCCUGAACGCCACACUGCGGGAGAGAGAAGUUCAAUGACAGGGAUGGAAGGGGGAACAUGAGCUGCAGCUGCACAGAUGUCCCAGGGAGGCUGUAAAGAAUUCCUGGAAUAAGAAAGUGAAGUUGCAGCCAAUGAACAGUGAAGCCAAGAUAAUGGAGCAGCCGGCCAACAGCAACAGCAACCACAACCACGCCUCGUGGAAAGAGAUUCCCUGGGACUUCACGGAGGACUGUUCGCUGUCGCUGGGCGCCACCACCGUCCUCAUCAUGGCCUAUAGCGCCGUCCUGGCGGUGGGUCUGCUGGGGAACUCCUGCCUGGUGUUGGUCAUUGCCCGGCACAAGGAGAUGCGCAACGUCACCAACGUCCUCAUCGCCAACUUAUCCUUUUCCGACAUUCUCAUGUGCGUGGUGUGCCUGCCGGUCACCAUCAUCUACACCCUGAUGGACCGCUGGAUCCUGGGGGAGACUUUGUGCAAACUCAUGCCCUUCAUCCAGUGUAUAUCGGUCACCGUCUCCAUCUUCUCCCUCAUCCUUAUCGCCAUGGAGCGCUACCAGCUCAUCGUCCAUCCCACCGGAUGGAAGCCGGCGGUGAGGCAGUCUUAUCUGGCAGUGGCGCUCACCUGGAUCAUGGCCUGCCUGAUCUCGGUGCCUUUCCUCAGGUACAGCAUCCUCACCUUGCCUUUCCAGAACCUCAGCGCCCCCUUCCCAGUCAAUGACCAACUGGUUUGUAUGGAACGGUGGCCGUCUGUGAAGGCUCGGCGAGCCUACACCACCUCUCUGCUCAUCUUCCAGUACUUCCUCCCUCUGGCCCUCAUCAUGCUGUGCUACCUGCACAUCUACCUGCGACUCAGACGGAGGAAGGACAUGGUGGAGCGCAGCAGGAAUGCCACGGAAAGGAAAACCAAAGGCUCCACCAGGAUCAACGUCCUGUUGACAGCCAUCGUGGUGGCCUUCGCGCUUUCCUGGCUGCCGCUCAACAUCUUCAACACGGUGUUCGACUGGAACCACGAGGCCAUCCCAUCCUGCGGCCACGAUAUCAUCUUCUCCUUCUGCCACCUGGUGGCCAUGGCGUCCACCUGCAUCAAUCCCGUCAUCUACGGCUUCCUCAACAACAACUUCCAGAAGCAGCUCAAGUCCACCCUGCUGCAUUGUCGCUGUUGGGGGGCGGCCGAGCGCUACGAGAGCGUGCCGCUCUCCACGGUCAGCACGGAGGUCACCAAGGGUUCGGUCCUGAGCAAUGGCUCCAGCAGCUUCAAUACAUAAAGCAAAGACCACUUCUUGCUUGCAUUCUUUGGAGCGUUGACAAGUGAAGCAUGACCUCUCAUUACUCCAACUGUCAACUGCAAGAGGAAGUCCAUGACAAAAUGAUGAUGGUGCAAAGUUGAAAGUGGCUUGAAAAGAAAGACUCCACAUAAGAACUGCGGUCUGUACAGUUUUGUGGCACCAGCACAUGUUGAUGAAAGUCAACACCAUCCUUACCUACCAGCCAUGCACCACUUAUCCCAUACAUUCCUGCUGCUCAGGACUAAUACCCAUUCAUUCAUUCAUUCAUUCAUUCAUUCCACUGCAAAUGUGACUAGUUUGGGCGCACUCGGAGGUAAGAAAGAGUCAAAGAACAGCGGGUUGAAAAAAACUAGACCUGUAUAUUAGAGAUACGUCAGAUGGCCUAGAAACUAUAUCACCAUAUAUAUAUAUUGAAGCCUACUGCGAUAACAAUAUACAAUUUAGUAAGUUAAUGAUAAUACUUUACAUUUACGGUCCUAUUAUUCUAUCAAAACUGUUAAUUUAGUGUUAACAGCUGAUUAAUUGGGUUUAUCUACACUGCUGUUCAAAUGUAAGAAGCACUCAUUCUUCUGUUCUUUGAUCAUUCAAUUAGUUUUGCAGCAUUAUUACAAAUGUGGUUAUUGAUCUAUAAUACUAAGUAGUUACAGGGCCAGUAUUGGUCAUACGGAUACUUUAAAUCUGAGGUCCACAACAUUUUUUGAAUUGGGGCCGCAUUGGGUUAAAACAAUUAUGUCGAGGUGCCGGGCUGUAUAUAUAUAUAUAUAUAUAUAUAUAUAUAUAUAUAUAUAUAUAUAUAUAUAUAUAUAUAUAUAUAUAUAUAUAUACAUAUAUAUAUAACUACUGUUAUAUACUGUUUACCUGUUGACUUGGUACCCUUACUCUCGACACCUUUGAUCAGUCUGCCCACCUGUUUACAUUCCAGAGCUGGAGGUUGCUGUUAGCAUAUUCUCCAAUGAUUUUGUGUAGCAUGUUUUGCUAUUGCUUGCUCUCCUGGGAUGAUUAUUUGCUGCCAUGGAGGCAACGGUUUCUGACUUAAAAGUCUCUUUGUGACUUUGCACACUCAAAUAUUUUGCCCUUGAUCACAAGUGCCUCUAAGUGCUUCACAAACCACGAAGACGUCCCAGAUCUGAACCCACAUACUGUAUAUGUAUGUAUAUAUAUAUAUAUAUAUAU